CUCGACUCCUCGGCUCGAAUCUCCUGUGGGCGGGACUAAGACGCGAGGCGAAGAGUCGAGGAGAGGAGAGUACUGUUGUGUACGUGACUGCAUUUUCCGUGAAUGUUACGUUUGUAGUGAGUGAGCUUUUAUUCUGAAAGCGGAAGUGUGAUUGGAAACGGACUCCUACCAUCCAUGAAGCAGACAGGUUAUCUCUUUAAUACAGGCGAUUGAAAGACUUCCAGACUCAGCGAACAGGUGGUCCAGACCCACCCACUCAUGUUACUCUACUGGGAAGAUACAAGUGUUAUAGUCUGACAUGCUAAAGGAGUGAGGUCCAGCAGUUCCCACCCUCAAACCAAGCUGAGCAGACAGCAGCAGCAGCAGAAGCAGCAGGCUGCGGUCCCUGCAGGCGGGAUGGGAGUCCCCAUGUCAUUUGUGCUGGUGCUAGCAUCCAUCUGUCUUAGCCACUGCCUGGAACUACAAAACGCUCUGGAUAGUUUCAAAAGGUCUCAGGAACAUGUGGUGUCAGAACCCACUGACUGUGUGUCCAGGAGCAGGAUGCCAGUCUCAGCAAACCCUCACAAUUUUUCUGUGGACAUUCGGAUGCCUGCUGUCGUUCCCGCUGCAUCGGACACUUACCUGUGCACAGCAUUUUCGGUGCCAACUAGUCAAGAUGCGUACAUUGUGGACUUCAUACCUCAUGCCAGUAUGGACACAGUUCAUCACAUGCUUCUGUUUGGCUGCCAGACUCCCGUCUCCAGCAGCAGCUACUGGGACUGUGGCAGUGUCCAAGGCACCUGUGAGGAUGAGGCGUCCAUUAUGUACGCCUGGGCGCGGAAUGCACCCCCUACUAAAUUACCCCAAGAUGUCGGUUUCAAAGUUGGAAGAAGUUCAGGAAUAUCCCACUUUGUGCUGCAGAUCCAUUAUGGAGAUAUCAGUGCUUUCAGAGACCAUCAUAGAGAUUGUUCAGGACUAACCCUACGGAUGACAUCCAAACCGCAGCCGUUCAUCGCUGGCAUAUACUUGCUUAUGUCUGUGGACACAGUUAUCCUUCCAGGAAGAAAAGAAACAAAUGCAGACAUGGCCUGUGACUACACUUCAUAUCCAAUUUACCCGUUUGCCUUCAGGACCCACACACACCACCUCGGUAAAGUGGUAAGUGGCUACAGGAUAAGAGGCGGGAAGUGGAGCCUGAUUGGGCGACAGUCCCCCCAGCUGCCACAGGCUUUUUAUCCUGCUAACAAGGAUGUCAGUGUGAAGUAUGGGGACACCAUCGCAGGCAGAUGUGUGUUUACUGGGGAGGGCAGAACCUCCAAAACCUAUAUUGGGGGUACCUCUGCUGAUGAAAUGUGCAACUUCUACAUAAUGUACUACAUGGACAGCAGACAUGCGGUCCCCUACAUGAGCUGCAUGGAGCCGGGCUCCAAAGAGCUGUUCAAGCAUAUUCCAGAGGAAGCCAACAUGCCCAUCGCCGUCAGUCCAGCUGAUAUGAACUCAAUGAUGCAUAUGAGGCACUCAACAGGUGACCUCUAUUCUCUUUUGUCAAAGCUGCUAGGCCAGAGCAAGGAGGUUGUUAACAGUCAUAGGUAUAACCCCAGCCAGAUGGAGGGAUCCCAGCCUGACUCUGUGGCUCAAUUUGAUAACUUAUUGCAAAAGAAAGAACUGGGCCUUCCCAGUGGCAGACUAACCUUCCACUCCAGGGAGGAUCCUGUUUUGGUGAGGGACAGAGUCCACAAAUUCCAUCAGCUUGAGGCCAUGGCCAAGCCACAGAGAAGCAAGCUUCUAGCUGAAGACUACCACUUGGAGCAGGUGGAAGGCUGGCCCCUGAGUUCUCUGCAGUUGGGCCAGGUGUCAGGACUGGCCCUUGACUCAGAUUCUAACCUGGUGAUUUUCCACAGAGGGGACCAUCAUUGGGGGGCUGACUCUUUUAACAGCCAGGCUAGAUACCAGCAGAGGUCUGUGGGUCCUAUUCAGCAGUCCACUAUCUUGGUCGUGGACUCAACCAAAGGCACCAUCUUGAAGGCUUCUGGCAGAGACAUGUUCUAUUUACCUCAUGGAAUAACUACAGACAAGAAUAAUAACUACUGGGUCACAGAUGUGGCUCUACAUCAGGUGUUAAAGGUGAGCAGCGAUGGCAGAGAUACAACAAUGCUGGCAUUAGGAGAGGCUUUCACACCAGGCAGCGACAGCAGCCACUUCUGCCAGCCCACCGACGUGGCUGUGGACGGAGACACUGGAAACAUCUUUGUGUCUGAUGGCUACUGCAAUACGAGGAUCCUCAAGUUCUCUGCUGACGGCCGAUACCUGUCUGAGUGGGGUGCAGGCUCAUCAGACAGGAGGAGACGCAUACCGUUCCAGAUCCCCCACAGCCUGGUGUUCCUCCCCGACAGACAGGAGGUCUGUGUGGCUGACAGGGAGAACGGACGCAUCCAGUGCUUCAUAGCCCAAACUGGAGAGUUUGUUAAGGAAAUCAAGAAAGAGGAGUUUGGAGGGGAGGUGUUUGCCAUCUCAUACAGCCCUGAUGGAGAUGGCUUGAUCUUCGCAGUAAAUGGGGAAUCUCUGUUUGGCUCAGCUCCACUGAGAGGUUUUGUAAUUGAUUAUUCAACCCUGGAUAUUUUGGAUACCUUCAAAGCAGAGAAAAAGGAGUUUAAAAUGCCUCACGACAUAGUUGUAAGUGGUGAUGGCUGCGUCUUUGUCGGGGAUGCAGGCAGUAAAUCAGUCUUCAAGUUUACCACUGAAAAGUUACAUCGGUCUGUCAAGAAAGCUGGAAUCGAGGUUCAAGAACUUGAAGAAAUGGAGACGUUUGUCCAAACUAAACUGAGGCCGGAGCACAACAUGUCGAAGACAGCAGUCGCCCAAGAGAAGCAAAUCGUGGCUCAGCAUGAAGACCACACAGAAGCAGCAGAGGAGAAGCACAGUGCAGCUCAGCCAAGCAGGGGGCAGGCUGUUUUGCCAGCCAUCAUCACUACCCUGCUGCUUGUCCCUCUGCUGCUGCUGCUCUCCACCGGACUCUUCAUUUGCUGGAGGAAAAACAACCGAUGUGAGGUGAAAUCCGAACCCAGCUCUGUAGGAGGAAUCUUGGGAAAAAUAAGAGGUAAAGCUGUGGGCAGUCUGAACCUGGGGAACUUCUUUGCAUCGCAUAAGGGUUACAGUCGUCAGGGCUUCGACCAGCUGAGCACUGAGGGAAGCGACCAGGAGAGACACGAUGUAGACAGCAGCGACUCGGAGAACGAGGAGUACUCUGCUCUGCCACUGCCUCGACCCCCCUCUUAGACUCUGUAGCCAGUCACCAAGAUCCUGCUUACAGUGCUGAGUGUAUGUUAUUCAUCACGUGUCUAACUGUUGUAUAAGCUGCCAAUCUUAUUAUUUAUAUAUUUAAAAAUAUGCUGUAUAUAAAGAUAAUUUAAACAUUAAUGUAAUUUAAUUGUUGUGUUGAUAGAGCGUGGUCUUGGUAAUUAAUUUCACACAUUUCACUAUAAAAGAUUGUUUUCCCUAAAUCAGACUUCCAUUAAAUUAAAUCCGUAGCACAACUCUAAUGAUAAACAUCUGGCCUUAGAUUCAGCCUUAAAACAAGACCAAAUCUGCCAAUGUCGUAAGACUUACUCCACUGUUUAUUUGUGCAAUUUAACUCAGUGCAAGGAUAUUCUUAAAACCUAACCUAACCCCAAUCUCUUUACUCUGUAUGAAAGUUUCAAACUCAGACGAGUGCAGUUGCAUGAUCAUACCCUAUUUCACAUUUAUAACCCAUAAAGUGUUACUUCUUGACUCUCAUCACGAUCAGCAGAGAGUGUGUACAGGCAUUUAUGGCAAUUAUUUUUGGGAAGUGGUGGCAAAGUCCAUAAGGACUUGGCUUGGGAUCCGCAAGGUCAACGGUUCAAGUCGCCGAAGGACCAAGUUCUACGAGGUGUCCCUGAGCAAGGCACCGUCUCCUACAGUGCUCCCUGGGCAGCUCACAUUAUGGCAGCCCACUGCUCUUAACACUAGGAUGGGUCAAAUGCAGAAUGAAAAAACUGAAAUCUGCCACUGGCUUUUUAAUUUUUUUGAGAUAUGGGUUCUGCUGGACUGGAGCUGGAAAUAAAUACAGCAUCUUAAGUCAUUCCAACAUCAGAGUUAGGAUCUCUAAGAAGGAUUUAUUCUAUUUUAAUUGUGAUCUUAAAAUAUAUAAUUUGCAUUGAUACGGUACACAGUGUUCAUCCAUCCAACACCCUCUUAGAUAUAUUAUAGCUACUUACUAACCAUUAUUUUUCAACAUGAUUCUUUGGACCGUGUUUUAGUUUAAUACCAUUUCAUUAAGAAUUUUGUGCCUUUUCUGUACGUGCCAUUUCAACAUGCAUGAUGGGAUUAAAACAGCUGCUGCUUUUUGGUGUGUGUGUGUGUGCGUUUGUGUGUGUGUGCGUGUGUGUGUGUGUGUGUGUGUGAGAGAGAUUGUUACUUCAUUGGCUAUAAAGACAGGAACAGAGAGUUGCUACAAACACACAACACCCUGGUCUCUGAUGGAACCACAUCAGCUGUUUAUGUUCAAGUUUGGAGAAAAAAAGGUUUAAGCAGCUUCAUUUGCUAAAUGGUAAGCUGUUAUUUAACUGAUAUGAAGUGUUGCAAACAUGAAAAAGUGUUUGUAUGGUGUCUUUGAUUGUAUGUCUUUUUUUGCGGCUGUAUGGGGAUGUUAAUCUGGAUAUGAAUUGUUUAUUGUAAACCUUUUUGCACGGGUACCGCAGCUAUUGAAAGGCAUUGUUCAGACUGGAAUUGUUUCUCAACAUUUAAAUCACAGUUAUCGUAAUAUAAAAAAUGAUGAAUUGAUCACGUUUAAAAAUGUAAGGACAUGAAUAUCACACAGAGAAGAUGCCUAGAUACAUGUUAUUUUUAACGUAAAGGCAACACUCAAAGUAUUUUUUUGUGAAUCGAGUGCUUGAGUCACAAUGCAAAAGUUAAUCAAUAAAGCAAGUUCACAGUGCACACCGCUAAAAAUAAAAGGGAUAACAUCAUAGGGAUAUUAUCACACUGUUAAGUUUAAUUACGUUUUCUAUGGUUUUACCAUAUUUUCUGUUACAUUGCCUAUUCUUAAAUGUCAUCCUGUAUACUCAGACCCUGAUUAAAUAUUUUAAUUUCUA
Messenger RNA from Eleginops maclovinus (Patagonian blennie), 5090 nucleotides. It is a transcript of the gene pam, whose product is annotated as peptidylglycine alpha-amidating monooxygenase. The record is from RefSeq and is a predicted model, not a curated record. Gene Ontology annotation, biological process: peptide metabolic process. The transcript has 26 exons. Gene Ontology annotation, molecular function: copper ion binding; peptidylglycine monooxygenase activity; protein binding. Bases 397 to 3255 code for a protein of 952 amino acids. Lineage: Eukaryota; Metazoa; Chordata; Actinopteri; Perciformes; Eleginopidae. Gene Ontology annotation, cellular component: extracellular region; membrane.